Messenger RNA from Babesia bigemina, 615 nucleotides. Its product is annotated as putative zinc binding domain (DUF701). Gene Ontology annotation, molecular function: RNA polymerase II complex binding. The transcript has 2 exons. Gene Ontology annotation, cellular component: transcription elongation factor complex. Lineage: Eukaryota; Apicomplexa; Aconoidasida; Piroplasmida; Babesiidae. Bases 1 to 615 code for a protein of 204 amino acids. The record is from RefSeq and is a predicted model, not a curated record. Gene Ontology annotation, biological process: transcription elongation by RNA polymerase II.
AUGGCGAAACGGAAGACAAAGAAGGUUCAGUUGAGCCGGGCACAAUUAAUGCAAAAGCGUCGUGGCAAACUCGACAAAGAAUUCUUGUGCUAUUACUGCCAGCAUGAGAAAUCUGUUGCGAUAAAGAUCGAUAACCAGUCCGGUGUCGGCUUCUUAAGUUGCCGGAUCUGCGGCGUCAAGUUUUCAACUCGCGUCACGGUGCUAGAUGAGGCCGUGGAUGUGUACGCUCUGUGGAUGGACUCUUGUCGCGAGGGUCAACGUAGCGACACACUUCCACCGAAGAAAAACUCGGUGGACACACCGAGCACACAAGGAACAAUACAAGGUAAAACUGUCGCGACUAAAGCACAGGCGGAGAAUGAAGCGCCCCGCGCCGACAUAAGCACCCCGGCGGCGGACGACGCGACACCGGAGGAUGCAGUUAAGCGCUCAAGAGAAGAAGACAGCACAACCAAGUCGUUUUCAAUCGAUCCGGAGCUGGCAUCGGCUGCAUUUUCGGCCAUAGGUGGUGGGAAACGCAGCAAAAGGAUCAUCGACGCUGUCGAAGAGACACCGGAUGAGACUGAGUAUGCAGUGGGCACACUUACAGGCGAUAACCUGUUUGAAGAUGAUUAG